CGCUGUAGAUCAGUCUUACCUUUACCUCCACUUGCGCUUCCAUGAUCAUCCAUCCCCCUCUACAGUCUGCCUGCAAAACCAUUGUAUGACCCCGACAUUUUCCUUCCUAUCCCGUCCCCGCCGUUACAGAUUCAGAAAAGUACCGCGAGCGGUCUUAUCAAUCGACAACUUCCUUUUCCUGGUGUUCAUUCCGCGAGAGCAAAUUGAGAGGUUCAAUGGACUGGACCUAGGCUCCCUCCAAAGCGGAAGGUGGCCGUCUGCACCAUGCCCCGGAUCUUCAAGCAAGCUGCAGCAAACAUCGAUAGCCCGUAUUGCUUCACUGCGAUAAGCUUGCGCACAAGAGCACGUUUACGGCAGGAGCGGUCAUCGCCCAAGAGCGGAUGACGCCCGCAGCCAGUCAUCGCCGUAGAAUGUGUACUCUGCAUGAAACAUACGGCAAGCCGGCGUACUUACUGGACGAAUGACCAUGCACUGUAGCGCUCUAUAAGAUCACUAUAUUAAAUGGCAACAGCAAUUCCAAUGUGGCGGGUGCGAACUUCCUGGAGGCGGCAUUGCCCCGUGUGGCAUUAAGUCUAGUUUGGCAGGUGUUGAAGCUCGCGGCGAUAUCCCACGAAAUAUAGCAUGUUCGCCCGAUUGCGACAGCGCCGGUGGUGUCCAUUAUAAGUAUCUGCCUGGGCAACGUCAAUCGUCUGUUCUUCCACAUCGCCCCGUGGUCUGUCGCUUUCUUCUCGGUUUCAACAUGAAAUUCCUUGCCGUAUCUCUGGCCACCAUCGGCCUGGCUUCUGCCGCCGCCGUUGAGUCCAAAGUCGACUACUCUGGCUGGAAAGUCUUCCGAGUCAACGUUGGCGAAGACUCAACCAAGCUUGCCAGCAUCGUUGAUACUUUGCAACUCGAGACAUGGAAAGGCAAGGUUGCGACUAGCAAGGUCGUCGAUCUCGUGGUCCCUCCCACGCAGAUUGAAGAGUUUGAGGCUUCAGCCAAGGACAUCAACAAGGAGGUGAUGCACGAGGAUCUUGGCGCUUCAAUCGAAAGUGAGGAGAUCAUUGAGACUUAUGCUGCUGCUGCUGCCGCCGCCGCACCAAAUGCGACUUGGUUCAAUGCCUACCACUCGAUUGCGGACCACACCCAGUGGAUCAAGGAUCUCGCCGCUGCCUACCCCAGCAACGCCGAGGUAAUCUCAGCCGGAAAGUCUUUGGAAGGCCGUGAUAUCACUGGCAUCCAUAUCUGGGGAGCUGGUGGCAAGGGUUCUCAGAAGGGAGUUGUCUGGCACGGCACCGUGCACGCCCGUGAAUGGAUUACCACCAUGGUUGUCGAGUACGCAGCCUACCAGCUCCUUACAUCGACAGCGGAUGCCGCGCUCAAAGACAAGUUCGACUACUACAUCUUCCCCAUUGUGAACCCAGAUGGCUUCGCAUACACCCAGACCACCAACCGUCUUUGGCGCAAGAACAGACAGUCGACGACCUCUGCUAGCUGCGUCGGUCGCGAUAUCAACCGAAACUGGCCUUCCCACUGGUCUCAAUCCGCCGGUGCUUCCACAUCUCCUUGCGCCGAGGAUUACAAGGGCGCGUCUGCUGGUGAUGCCGUCGAGAACAAAGCACUCAAGGCUCAGCUCGACGGAGUUGCGGCGGGCAAGGGUGUCGCCUUCUACUUGGACGUUCACUCCUAUUCUCAGCUUUGGAUGUAUCCGUACGGUUACACCUGCUCUGGGACGAUCCCAGAAUCUGCCAAAUACUCAUCCAUUGCCCGAGGUGCUGUUGCUGCUGUCAAGGCUGUGCACGGCACGACCUUUACUCAGGGACCAAUCUGCUCGACAAUCUACCAAGUGUCUGGUUCUUCGGUUGACUAUGCGUACGAGACGGCCAAGGCGAGUUACUCGAUGACAGUCGAGCUCCGUGAUACCGGUGCCAACGGUUUCGUCCUUCCAGCUGCACAGAUUGUGCCUAGUGGAGAGGAGAUGUGGGCCGGAUUGGCGUACGUGUUGAAGAACAUCUAA
Molecule: messenger RNA, 1996 nt
Organism: Periconia digitata
Lineage: Eukaryota; Fungi; Ascomycota; Dothideomycetes; Pleosporales; Periconiaceae
Source: the annotation of a GenBank genome assembly